UUCGCGAAAUUUCAUUCACGGACUAUCUUGUUUGUUAAUGGAAACUGUUUUUAGCUGGAGAUAGCUCUCGCUAUUGCCUGAGCAAGGCAAAUGUCAAAGUUUCAAGAGCUUAAGCGGGAGCUUAGUAUCCUGGAAAAAACCUUUGGCCCACGGCACGAGCAUUUCCGGGUUGAAGCCAACGGUUUGGACGAAGUGACGUGCCGAUUCCUCGCAACAAAUGGCGAACAUGUAGUCCACUGCAAUAUCUUUGAAUCCUAUCCUAACCCACCCCCGAUGUGGUUUGCUGAAAGCGAAGAUGCGAAAAUCACUCAGAUACUCGAAUUCUUGAGUAGUAUUGAGCCUUCAGCGCCCAAUUUGCUUCUUCGCUCAACAAAAUACUUGGCGAAGGAGUUGUAUAAAUGGCAAGACCUUCCUAUACCAUCACACAUAGACAACCUAGAUCUUGUACAGCUCAUACACGAAGAUGUUGAGGUAAAAGAGUCAACAACCUCUCAAGAAGAUGAGGAAAGUGAGGAUGAAGGUUUAGAAGAGGGUCAUGAUGAUAGUGAGGAUUCUGAUAAUUAUGAAAUGGAAGAAGAUACAGAACAAGACUCUAACAAAGAACUUCAGGAUAUUGGGGCAGCAAAUUAUGCAGUAUUGGAGAGGAUACGAGUGAAUAGAAGGGAAGACCACCUCAAGGGGACAGUGAGUGGAUCUAUCCAAGCUACUGACAGAUUAAUGAAAGAACUUAGAGAUGUGUACAGAUCUGAGAGUUUCAAAACAGGGACAUAUUCUGUAUGCCUCAAUAAUGACAACUUAUAUGACUGGACAAUAAAAAUUAUAAGGGUUGACCCAGACAGUACAUUACACAAAGACCUGAUGCAGCUUAGAGGUCAAGAGGGUACAGAUCAUGUGUUGCUAAACAUGACAUUUACAGAUAAAUUUCCAUUUGAUCCCCCAUUUGUCAGAGUUGUGUAUCCAGUAUUAACAGCAGGUUAUGUCCUCAGUGGGGGAGCUCUUUGCAUGGAAUUACUAACACCUCAGGGCUGGAGUAGUGCAUACACUGUUGAGGCUGUUAUAAUGCAAAUAGCUGCUACAUUAGUGAAAGGAAAAGCUAGGAUAAACUUUCAAGAAAACAAAAAGCCAGGUGUUUACAGUCUAGUUCGAGCUCAACAAUCUUUUAGGUCUUUGGUUCAGAUCCAUGAGAAAAAUGGCUGGUACACUCCACCUAAACAUGAAGGAUGAAAAGUUAAUUAAUGCCUGUGAUUUCUCUUAAAGAGUGCAUGAUGUCUUUUACACAAGAUAUUUUUAUGAUAGUUCAGCCACAUUAUAAUUGAUAUGUACAGUUACUGUAGAAGUAUAACAUUAUCAAAAUGCUAGCUAUAGUGAUUAUAUCUUCUCUUACUACUUUCCUACAGAAAUGAAGUUGUAUUGAAUUUUUUGCAAUAGCAUGUUGUAUGGCAACUGAUGCACACUGCAUCAGUAAAUGUUCUUUCAUAAUACAUGUAUGGUUCAAUUUAAUGUACUUUCAGGGGACUAAUAUAGGCGAGGAAUAGGGUAUGGUGAACUUUACAUAAUUAUGUGGUGCAGAUGCCAAUUGUUCCAUAUUCUUACUUUUGUCAGUCCUCAAAGUCUCCCAGAUGUGGUGCAUGUAUACAUGUGUAUGUAUAUGUUUAUUAUUGAUACCUACUGUCUGAAGGGUGGUACGUGAACAUGUUUAUCCAGGAUGCCCCACCGUCUCCUAGGAGUGGGGCAUUUAUGUGUUCAUUCUUGGUGCCCCAUUGUUUCCAAAGAGUAUCCUUAGUAGUCUUGUUCUUUGUUACUUACCGGUAGAUGUAGAGUUAUGUCUAGAGAAUUCAUGGAAAGUUUAUUAGCUGGAGGUCUUGAGAGUUCAGUCAGAGGGUGCUGUGGUAGAAUUGUAGAAUUGAGUGCAAAUCUCCUUUCCUAACAAGUCCCUUUCCUGGUGAUGAGUUCACCUUUUCUGUGCCCAGAAUCCUUGGAUAAUUUGUCACCCUAAGUAAAGUGAGACAUGAGGUAAUUUUGCUUGAUUUCGAUAUCUUUUCUUUAGAUUUCAGGUAGUCAUUGCAGUUGAUAAUUUUAGCAGUUCAGUUAGUAGAAGUCUCUCUAAAGUUUUCAAUUUUCUAGCUCUCCAGGUUGUUGGUUGUUGUUAGUCAGUAAGUAUUGUAUAUAGUGCCAUCUUUACUGGUGAAGAAUAAAAGGGAUAGUUUGUUAUCUUA
Molecule: messenger RNA, 2216 nt
Organism: Stylophora pistillata
Lineage: Eukaryota; Metazoa; Cnidaria; Anthozoa; Scleractinia; Pocilloporidae
Product: ubiquitin-conjugating enzyme E2 Q2
Source: RefSeq, a predicted model, not a curated record